This is a messenger RNA of Paramecium octaurelia, 8466 nucleotides long. The record is from the annotation of a GenBank genome assembly. Lineage: Eukaryota; Ciliophora; Oligohymenophorea; Peniculida; Parameciidae.
AUGCAUAAUUCAGAAUCGUCGAUAAAUGAAAUUGAAAUACCUACUCCCAAGAGAGAGAAUGACUCGCAACUUCAAUCAGAAAGCGAUGAUUUAUUAAUGGAAAGGGAUUCGUAUCCAAAAAUUCAAAAAGCAGACUCUCACGAAUCUCUAAUAUCUGAACAUCACACUUAAUCAAAAAAAUACAGAAAAAUAGUUUAAGCCUUAGACAUAAUUGGAAUGCUUGGAUUAUUAACUUAUUGCAUAUUGAUACAGUCCUAUUACUCCACAUUUUAUUUGAUAUGUCUACUCCUAAUAUUGAAUUACUCAUACAUUAGUAGCUACAAGGGUGUUCAAGUUAAAGAUGGCAAACUGUACACAUUAACUGAAUUCGCAUCCUAAUAAGAAUAGUUUCAUAAUACCAAUUAAAAUUAAGAGCAAUCUGAAAAUACAUUCAUAACCCAAUAUUGGUUGGUUCUUCAUGAUUUCAAGAAACCAAUUUGGUAAAGUUUUGUUGUCGUUUCUGCAUUCUCUUUAAUUGUUAAACUUGUUUUGUAUCCCAUAGCAAAGAAUGGAGUAAAUUUUAAUCUAAUAUUGCAAGGGUUAUGAUAUGAUGUCAAUUGAAAACUUCAGUGGACUUGAGGUCUAUUUCACAGUUAUCAAAGGCAAGAUCACUGUUUCCUCUGCAGAACAAGGUCUAGCAUUUGCACCCAAUUGCAUUAUGUUGGCUUUGGCCUUAAUUAUUCUCACUUUCAGGAAUGCACAAAUCAAACAAGAAUUCCAUGAAUUAAAGGAUAGUCCUAUAUUGACCAAAUUCUUUAUUGUAAGAAUACGCAAAUUUAUACUUAGCUUAUGAUGUUGCUUAAUCUGAUUAUUUUGACUUGUUGUACCAAAUCUCUGAUUGGCCUUAUAAUGUGGGGAUUUUAAUUGGUAUUGCUGUUGAGAAUGUAUUAGAAUCAAUUAGUAGAAAAAGUUUAUUUUAUAAUUUUGAAAAUCGUACUCAUGGUAAUAUUAGUGGUUAUGUACUUCAUCAGUACACCAAUAAAGAAGGUUAUUCUUUAAAAUAAUUAAGCAGCAUCAUUCACUUUAUAGUUUACUGGGUUUUAGUUAUUUGGAUACUUUUCGAAUUAUGAAGCCCAAGCCAUUCUAUUUAUUAUCUUCUCGAUUUUUGUGCUAAAUAUGCUUUGCAUCGUUAGUGAAAAGAUUAAGACGCAGAAUCUAAAAGAUCAGUUUAAUCACACCAUUGCUGAAAUCUCCUAAUAAUACGAAGAUUUUAAAUAAUUUUAAGUCUUGAUUAAAAGUUAAUUGGACAACAUUUCAGUUGACAUUAAUGAUUCCCCUAAAUUAAAGAAAAAAAGUGGAGAAGAUGAAUUAUCAGAUUCUGAAGAAAUUGAUUUAUAAGAAGAGAAGGAUUUAUCAGAUCAAAUUAGUGAUGAAUAGGAUAAAUCAAAGGACAAUCCUAAACCAAAUAGAAUUUCUGAAUUCUUUCUGGAUUAAUAAGCUAAUUCUUCAAUUUAUUUUCAUAAAAUAGAAAAGGCUUGGUAUGAUUCUCUGGAAAACAUAAAAAAUACCAUUGAUAAACCAAUUAUUUCAUUAAUUGUUUUACAAAUCUUGUCUCUAUGCAUAGUCAUCCUCCAAUAGACCUAUUUUUCCAUUUUGUUGGUGUGUUGGCUUAUUUUAACAGGAUUUACAUUAAAUUUUAGGAUAAUUCGAAUUGCUACUUUAUUUUGUAAUAUUCCUUCAUUAUUGAUCAAUUUUUUUACUUUCUACUACAGCAACAUAACUGGAUUAGAUAGACCUAAUAAUUUCUAUUAAUUUUGUCCUUCUAGUGCAUACAAAGCUAUAGAUGAGUUACCAAUGACAGUUUGUUAAAAACUUGGAUUCUUUUAUUAGGAUAAAUCGGCUGUGAAUUCAAUUUUGAUGAAUUGCACUUUGUGUUUAUUUUUUUUGUUCAUCAAAUAAAUAGAAGAGCAAGAGGAAAAAGAAAAAUAAAUUCAAGUUAAAUCUAAUGAAAUUGAAGAUAUGCCUAAAUGGUUUAACAUUUUUUUAGCCUUUUUCUUCAGAAUUGACUUUUUAAUCAUAAUUAUAUUGUUGUAUUGGGUUGGAUUUAAUGAAAUAAGUAUCAUAUCGUUUAUUAUGAUUCUCCUAUUGAUAAUUUUCAUUGUUAAUUAGUCAAGUAAAUGCGAUUAUAGGGGGAAACGAGUACCUUUUCAACAAAAAUAUUGGAUAAUUCUUUUGGUUUAUAUGAGUUUCCUGACUUUGAUAAAAUAUCUCUACAUCUUAUUUGGAGUUUAGGAGAGUUAUUUUGCGGUCUAAAUAAUCGGCCUCAAUAUGCUCAAUAAGUAAUUAGUUUCGAAUUGGCUAUUGUUUUAUCUGACGAUAAUUCAAUAUUAUGGAUUUAACACUGCUAUUUAUGAUCGAUAUUCAAAUGUAAAACAAAAAUCAUAUUUUAGAGAUUAAUAGCCACAAUCUCCUAAGUUGAGAGUGUGAAAGGCAAUCUACCUAACUUCAGAUAUCAUUUUGGAAUUUUGGAAACAAUUUAUGGCCAUUCAUUGAUAUGGACAGCCUAUGUAGUCAAUAUCUGCUUCUUAUUGUUCACUCCCUACAGCUAUCUAAAUAAUUUAUUACUCUUAUAUAUAGGAAUCGUUUUCUUGUAUCAUGUGAAGUCAAUAAAUUCCUAAAUCAAUUACAUUAAAUUAAGAGCCUUGUGGUAUGUGUACAUGUAUUUUUUGCUGAUCGCUUUUUCAUAUAGAUAUCUAUUUUCUUUUUUGUAAUUUAUCCUUAAAUUUAUUAGAUUAGUUGUGUUCCAGAUUUGGAAAAUAAAUCAACCAUAUUUUAAAAAUUCUAUGAGAAUCUCUAAUUAUAUUAUCAGGAAGCUGGUCUAUAUGCCUACUCUACAGAUAAUUUAAGAAUGGAAUAUUUGGCUGACACACUAAAUAUCUUGUUCGGUGCAUUUGCGUUGAAUUAAUUGUCAAAAUUUAAGAACUUGCAAAUAAGCUAACACAAUAAAAAUUUGGGUGAAUCUAGUUCAUAGAAUGUUCUAGAUUUGAAGAUAUUAGAUUAAUAUCAAUGGCUUAAAUUGAUAUUGAUUGGAAUUGCUCAUCUAAAUACUGAUUUAAUUACAAUAUACAUUGUCAUAUCUUGUGUACUUUAUCUAAGAUCAAUAGCUGCAUUCAUAUUGCUAUCCUUAUAUCUAAGUUAUUUCUACCGAGUGCAUAAUACCAUUUUGGAUAUUCUAGAAGAGAAAAAAAGCUUGUCAAAACUCCAAACAUGUAAGAUUUAAUCAUGAUUUAGAAAUUUAUCUAUUGAAGCAAUUGUAUCUUCAGUUCGCUUCAGAUAUAUCUCAUAUAGAUGAACCUAAAAAGAUUAGCAGAUUGAAUGACGAAAUUAAAUUGUUGCGUUUAACCACUAGAAUCAAACUGAAAAGAAAGAUUUGGUUAUAUUCCUUUUAUUUCACUGCCUUUUGUAUUUUCCUGUCUUACUUGUCUUAAUUUCUAUCAACUGAAUCAUUCACAGAAAAUGUCAGAUCUCCAUUAUGGGUUGAUUAUACAGUGCUUAGCUUUUUUCUUUUUGGAACAUAUUCAAGAUAAUAUCAAAUUACAAAUUAAUGCUAUUGUGGUUAUGAAUCAAAUAAUAAUGAUUGCAAUUAGAGUAAUUAUGUUCAAACUGAAUCAAAUAUGUGGUAGGUUUCAUGGUUUUAUUUGUUUCUUCUGUUUGUUAAUGUUAUUGAUACUGCUUGCACAAAGAUAUUAGAAGAUGACUUAACUAAAAGUAUAGAAAAUCUACAAGAAACCUAAGAAAUGAAUAAAAUUGAGGAAUCAAGGAUUCAAAAUUAAUCAUAUGAAGAGAGCAAAGAAAUAUUUGAUAAAAAAUACGAUUUUGUUGUUUUUGUUAAAAGUCAUAGUGAAUACAAUUCAUUUGACAGAGAAGUAAUAAUUUUGAAUUACUUUACAAAUAAAAGUAGAUUUGUAAAGAUUUUACUCAAUGAAUCAUUAUUCAAAAUCUUCUAAAGAUUCCUUAUUUUACUUUACCUAUCGAAUACUUUGCUUGUUAAUACGAUAUUUUCCUUAUUCUACUUGACCAUAUCAGUUAUCUUAUUUUAAAUGAGUGCUACAGUCAAAAAUACUAAAAUGUUGAAUUCAAUUGCAAUAUUCUCAAUCCUAUUUUAGUAUUUCCUUUACCUAUUGAAUUGGACGCCUUCAGAAAAUGAUAUUCCUAAGUUUGACAAUUUUAUUCUCUCGCCUUAAGAUUUUAAUAUUAUGGCUAAAACAAACUUAUCUGAUUAUUGGUUGGCCUUUUUAGGUUUUGAAAGCACAGAAAUCAUGGAUUGUGAAUAACUCGAAUAAAGUGCCUUUUAAGAUAUGAAUUGUGAGACCAAUAAAUUGCUAAACAUUGUCAUCGUGUUCAAUUGUCUCAUAGUGUCUUUUAUUUAUUUGUAUUUUUUAAUGCUAGAGUGGUUUUGCAAUCAAAUCUUUAAGCAAUCUAUUAAAAUGAAGAAUGAAUUUAUAAUUUGCAAAAAAGUACUAAGUAAUCACAGAGACAGUCAGAUUAUUAUUACUUAUAACUUAUGGAGACAGAAGAAUUAUAGUUUUCGACAUGUAUUGAUACAAACAAUAUCGAUGAAUUAUCAUUUGAUUCUCUUUGGAUUUGUAUUGUUAUUGUGUGAAAUGAAUCGAUCCAUAUUUAACCUUCUUUAAUUACUUAUAGUCAUUGGGUUUUUAUACGCUGCAGAAUUCCAUUUUAAAUGGCCAUAUGCUUAUACUGAGCGAAGAAAAAUAAAAGCCUUCUAUCAGGCGAUUUUCACCUUAUCUGCCAUAAUCAUUGCUUUAUUUACAUUUUUGAAGAUUCCAACCUUCUUGGAAUAAUGCGUUAAUGCUUCUUAAGUUAGAGUGGAUGAAGGGAGCGGCUUGGAGUUUUAUUGCAUGGAGGCAUUUAAUUUAAAGAUAGAUGGACAGAUAUUCUUAAUCUUUUUCAUCUCAUUGCAUUUUGAUUUAUAGACAUCCAAUCAUAUGAGAACUACGUAAGACAACUACUAAUCUAAAUUAACCUUAAGAGCUAAGAUGGUUUCAAGAGGUCUGGCCUACAAUUACAAUUACAUUUAGUACAAGAAAAUAUUGCAAUUGUAGGAAGAGAAAAACCUGUUGAAUCAGAUAUCAGAUACGAUUGAAUAGAAGAUGAUAGUUUGGAAGCGAAGAGUUAGGGAAAUAUAGAUGAAAUCAUUAGUAAAAGAAAAGUCAAUUACCAUUCAAUAAUAAUAAUAUCCAUAAUUGACUGCUAGCUUCAUGACUGAACCAGAAGUUUAAAUACCAGAUCAUUAAUCAUAUCUUCGGAAAGUAUACAUAAAAAUGAUCAUUUGGAUGAGGAAUGAUAAUUAAUCCAUCAAAUUCAUGCCAUUUCACAUUUUGAUGGAUUACAUACUUUAACAGAAUAAACGAUUGCAGAGACACAUUUUCAUAACAAUUGAGAAUCAUCUGAUGAAUGAUACUAAAACUUAUGAAGAGGAGGUGAAAACUCUUGAGAAAAUUUAUAGACGAUUUUAUCAGGAAAUUAGUAAAAAUAAGGAUAAAUUAAAUGACAUGGUUUUGGAUAAGAUUAUUUAAAAAGCCAUGGAGAAGUAUAAGAAAUUGUAUAAACCUAUUAAGGGAUAACAAUAUAAUAAGUAUAUGAACUAAUAGUAAUUGAAUUACUAGUUAAGCAAGGAGCUUAGAUUUGUUCAUAUUAUAGAUGAAUAGGAGAGAAUAGUUUUGGAGUAAACUAAAUAGAAAUAUCCAAUCAAUAAGUUAAUAUCAAUGAAAACAAUUAACUUAUUUAGUUUAUUUCUACAGGAUCUAUUUAAAUAUUGCAUAAUCAAUUGGGAUACAAUAACCAACAUCAUAAUAAUUUGUUAUUAUUUCAAGAACUAUGCUCUAUUUGGAAUGCUCUUGCCAAUAACCAUGUUUGUUUGGGGAUUGAUAGAUGUCAACUCUAAGAUAUUUUGGAUGAUUUCCUACUCAUUAUACUUCUUUAUCCUUUUAAUGAUAUUUGUAGACUCAAUGUAUGGAGUGGUAUACAAUAAGUCAAAUUAACCUGAGUAGUAUAUUCCAUGGUAUUACAUUUUAGAUAACAGUAAUACAUUUGGGUUGUUUUAUGAAAUAUUUACAAUUUGGUUGAUUACAUUUCAAGUAUUCUUGCAAAAGUCCUUUGGCAUUUUUGAUUACCCAUUCACUCUGAUUGAGAAUAUCUUUUAAGGUUACAUCAGAUUAAAACUCAACAACUUUAAUAAAGAUAUGGUAGAAGAGAUAGUGUAAGAAUAAGAAAUACAAAGAUCAAGAUCCAAGUCAGAGAUAGGUAGAAUAGAGAAUCCAGAAAUUGAGAGAAUAGAAAUAGAAAAUCAAUUAUAAGGAAGGUCUUUUUUGGAGAAAUCAGGAAUGGAAGUUGAACCUGAGAGUAUAAUGUUAUAAAUUGGGAAUGAUUUAGAGAGAAAAAUCGCAGCAAAUCCUGAUAUCCUAAGUGAUAAAUACAAACCAGGAUUUUUCGAGAAAAUUAUGUCUUAUGAGUAUGCAAGACCUGGUGUAGAUCUUUACUUAUCUAUUGCUUCAAUAUAAGUCAUCCUAUUCUUGUAUAUGUUAUUCUUUUUCAAUUUCAUGACUGGAGAAUAAUAGAAUAUAGAAGGGUAUUUGAAGUAUAAUUAAGUACCCGCUUAAUUAGUAUUGGCAUUAGUGUUUCAAAUGUUAUUUAUGAUGGUUGAGAGAUAUAUUGAAUUAAGAGGAGAUUAAAAAUACAUCAAUGCUCAAGAAAGAGCAGUGUUCAAAGAUAAAUACAAAACAUAAUUUGUUUAAAAGUAUGUAUUACAAGUAGUGAUUCUAACUUUGGUAUUCUUUUUUGUUUACUGCUAUUUGUUGCAACUUUGGAACAGAAAUAUCAAUGACUAUAAAGACUAUAAUACGUCUAUCGUAAUGUAUUUUCUGUUAUUUUGUGCCUAUUUUUAUUUAUCAGCCCUUUAACUUAGAUAUGGAUAUAGAGAAUUGAAGGUUAGAAAUCAAUUUUUGUAUGUCUAUAAUUCACUUAGCUACUAUUUUGCAUUAAUCUUAUAUUCAAUUCCAUUUUUAUAUGAUUUAAAGGUGUUGUUGGAUUGGACUUGUUUAUAUACAUCACUUGAUAUCUAUUAAUGGUUUAUUCUAGAGGAUAUUUAAAGAUAAAUGUUUUUCACUAAAAUGUCCUCACAAAAGGUAAUGAAACGACAAUUAGGCCUAGAAAUAUCGAAGAUAAGCAAAUUAAUUUACUUUUUCUUUGUUGUUUUUAUUUUAAUUUGUAUCUUAGGUCCUUUGAUUUUGUUUUCUGCCCUCAAUCCAUCUGCACAGAGCAAUCCUAUUGUCAGUGGAAGUUUCGCAAUUAAUUUAGUUAAUGUGGACACUAACUUAAACGUUUAAUUUUAUGAAUCCAGUCAAUUAUUUGGAUUAGAAUUACCUAUUUUAAUAGAUUACUCUGAGAUCACAGCUCUAACCAAAUAAUAAAAAAUAACUUAAUCAUAAAUAGAUAAUUCAGGGGGAAUCCAAAGAUUUCAAUUAUCAGACUUUUCAAAUUAGAAAUGGCAAGUCUCGCUUCCGCUUUAUAAUCAAUUGAUUAGAGAAUUGAAUCAAACCAUAUCUCUGGAAGAAAAAUACAAUUUCUUGUUUAAUGUGACAUUUACGUUUCGGAGACGCUUCUAAUUUAUCCUGCCAUCUAUAUAUAAAUUUUCAUAUCCCUAUAAUCCUCUAAUAAACGGAGAAAAUGGGACAGUAGGAUUAGGCAUGGAUCAACUCAAAUACAUUAGGAAUGCCGCCAUGGCUUGCAAUACUUCAGGAGUCAUGUUACCUAAUUUCUACAUAGAAGCUCUAAGAAUUUACUAAAGUUCUGCAACAAAUUAUAACACUACUCCUAUUUAUGGGAAGGAUAUUCCGACUGCAUAGGAUGUUUUCUUAAAUAUUAACUGUUCUUAUGGUAACACAAAUCCUCUUUAAGGAGUUUCUAAUUGGGAAUUUCAAUAUGCUGGAAAUAGUAGCUUAUUUUCGAACUCAUCGAAUCUAACUUUGGCUGAUGGAUUAUUAUAUUUUGUAAUCUGUGAUAAUUACUCUUUCUUAACAUAUGGAUUAAGUGUUAUCACUAUUUACACAACAGUCAUACUUCUUAUAGCUAAGUUCAUUAGAAGCACGUUCUCUUCGCAAGUGUUUAUGUUUGAGUUUGCAUAAAUGGUUUAACCGGAUGAUCUAUUGUCAAUAUGUUAGGCUGUAUCUGUAGCCAGAUAGCUAUAAAACUACAGAAAGUACACUAUUUCAUGUUAUAUAAUUUAGAGAAAAUUUAUUGUAUUUUGAGUUGAUUGAUAUUUUGCGAUCUCCAGAAUUAGUGAAAGCAAUGACAGGUGCCUGGUCAGAAAAGUUUGACUCCUAAUAGAAUAAAUAAAAAGAAGUUAAUGUUAAAGACUAGCAAAAUUAGAAACAGCAUAAUGAAGAAUCUAAAUUAAAGUAAGACUGA